Messenger RNA from Lindgomyces ingoldianus, 1611 nucleotides. RefSeq lists its product as uncharacterized. The transcript has 9 exons. The coding region runs from base 1 to 1611 and encodes 536 amino acids. The record is from RefSeq and is a predicted model, not a curated record. Lineage: Eukaryota; Fungi; Ascomycota; Dothideomycetes; Pleosporales; Lindgomycetaceae.
AUGCCAGGUCAAAAACCUUGCUACCAUCCCUUAGAGGCUGGAUUUUCUUCACCACUACUACUCACCACUAAACUCAGUAAUACUACCUCACGUCCGCACAAUCACAUAUAUGCAUCCUCAACUAGUCUCCUGCUAGCUACCCAAAUUCACAUCAACCCAAAAUGCAACGCUCCAAAUCCACCUUCCCAGCGCGCACGACUUCAACCACUGCAACUCUCUGCGCGCGCUCUCGCCUCACUUGAAACUGAAGGUUUCUUACCAUCAUUGGCGUCCUCCAGCCUGGAGGACAUUCAUGCGAUUAAUUUGAGCAAGGUGCGAGAUCUACUGGAACUCUCGCCGCUACAUCGGUGUCAGGGGCGGGAUGGAUUCGGAUUCGUUGGAUUUGCAAAGGGAAAGGUGGAGUCCCAGGAGGAAGCGGAGCUCAAAGGGGGGAUCGCCAUCAAAGCAUUGAUAGACUUGACUUCUUCAGGACCGGAUUUUGGAACAGCAGAGGUCGCUGGUGAGGCUUGCCAAAUAUAUCCACCAAGUGAAAGGAUUAACAACUGGGACAAAUAUCUCGCGCUAGAACGCCAAGUUCAAACAUUUCAUAACGCUCCUAUGCAUCAGCCUGUCUCCCAAAUAUCCAAUCUCCAAGUCCCCAAACCACUCCUCUCUUCUCCCUCUUCCUUGGCCUCUCUGAUGCUUCACUCUCUCCGGUUUCGCCGCACUCACCACCUGAGCCUCCGGCUCUUCCUUGACAUCUCUCUUCUUCUCCUUUGGUGCGAGUGUGGAGUGUCUGGGCCUCUGGGUGUACGACCUGUUGGGAGGCUUGGUGUCGGACCUGCAUCUAUGACGACAUGUUCUUGGCGUUGGGGCGAGGGUGAGAUCCCUAUACUCAGAGCCACGGCGGACGCCUGGGCCUGGACCCUGUUGCUGUUAUUUCAGCCGCCGUGGAGAGAAUUUGCGCGCAUGGUUGCUAGGCCUGUGUCAGAAUGCCGAUUAGAGUCGUUUCAUAUUGGGGAUUGGGGUACGGCGCGUGUUGGCACUCGUGUGGCUGCCUUCAUUCUGUGUAACAGGAGGCGGGGGAGAGAUAUUUUGAGAGCUGGCUCACUGGGCAGGUCCAUGAUUCAUUCCAAGAGCAGAAAUAAGAGCUGCAAGAGACUCCGGUUAAUGGGAUAUGGAUUCGCCUUACGUAUGCUGGAUUUCCCUAGCAGCAACUUCAUGUUCUUGCGGCAGGAUAAAUCGACCGUGUCCGCUAAACUGGGACCUCGCGUUAGAAAGGUAAAUACAAAGAGCCUGUGCAGGCGUAUUGCAUCGCAGACGAUGUAUUGGCUUUCAAGGCCUCAGGGUGGUCACAAAUUAGGUCACCUUGAAGAGGGUGAAUUCGCCUCUCAUGUUCUGCAUGAUUCUGUUGGAGAUAUGGCACUGACUAGGUUAGUACUCAAGCUGCUCGCUGUUGUCCGCAAGUCGAGCGAUGAAGUAGAUGAGGAAGUGCUCAGCAUGGCUUAUUCUGCCAACACGUUGUUCAGGAUGAUUGCGAGCUCACUUUACCAAAGCACCGACUGCACAUCGGAUCGUGAUUUUGCCUACGCUCCAGGUCAUCAACUUGUCCCAGAGAAACGGAAAUCUUAA